Nerophis lumbriciformis (worm pipefish) is the source of this 1371-nucleotide messenger RNA. NCBI's taxonomy places the organism in Eukaryota, Metazoa, Chordata, Actinopteri, Syngnathiformes, Syngnathidae. The record is from RefSeq and is a predicted model, not a curated record.
UCAGGAGGAGCAUGUUCAGAGGGCGAGCACAAGCUCUUCUCCGUCAUCUUUUCCAAGUACAACCAGUUCAUUCGACCGGUGGAGAAUGUGUCUGAGCCAGUCAUUGUACAGUUUGAGGUGUCCAUGUCCCAGCUGGUCAAAGUGGAUGAAGUCAACCAGAUCAUGGAGACCAACCUGUGGCUCAGACACAUCUGGAAUGACUACAAACUCAAGUGGAAUCCCAAAGAUUUUGGAGGCGUAGAGUUCAUACGAGUGCCAUCCAACAGGAUAUGGAAGCCUGAUAUUGUACUGUACAAUAAUGCAGUAGGAGACUUUCAGGUUGACGACAAGACAAAGGCUUUACUUCGGUACAACGGCGAGGUCACGUGGAUUCCCCCUGCCAUUUUCAAGAGCUCGUGUAAGAUCGACGUAACCUACUUCCCCUUCGACUACCAGAACUGCACUAUGAAGUUCGGCUCCUGGACCUACGACAAGGCUAAGAUUGAUCUGGUGCUGAUCGGCUCCACCAUCAACCUCAAGGAUUUCUGGGAGAGCGGCGAAUGGAUGAUAAUUGACGCCCCUGGUUACAAGCACGACAUCAAGUACAACUGCUGUGAGGAAAUCUACACCGACAUCACGUACUCUCUGUACAUCCGCCGCCUUCCACUCUUCUACACAAUCAACAUGAUUAUCCCAUGCCUGCUUAUCUCCUUCCUCACUGUUCUCGUUUUCUAUUUGCCGUCUGACUGCGGCGAGAAGGUUACGCUGUGCAUCUCCGUGCUGCUCUCCCUCACCGUUUUCCUCUUGGUCAUCACCGAGACCAUCCCCUCCACCUCGCUGGUCAUCCCCCUGAUUGGCGAGUACCUCCUUUUCACCAUGAUUUUCGUCACCCUCUCGAUCGUCAUCACCGUGUUCGUGCUAAACGUCCACUACCGCACGCCCAAGACACACACUAUGCCGCGGUGGGUACGCGGCAUCUUUCUGGGGCUGCUGCCCAAAGUCAUGUUCAUGACCCGACCGGGGAGGGACCCAGAGAAGACGAGUGAGACAGUUCAAAUGAUCCGCACAAGACCGUGCGACGUUCAUGCCGCAGUGUCCCACCACAAAACUCAGGCUCUGGCCUCCAGUAGCCAGUGCUCCAGCUCAGAGUCUCUAGAUGCGGGAGUACUAUCCUUGCUGCCGUUCUCCCCUGAGAUCAGGGAGGCUAUCGAGAGUGUCAAAUACAUCGCAGAAAACAUGAGAAUGCAGAAUGAGGCAAAGGAGGUUCAAGACGAUUGGAAAUAUGUCGCCAUGGUGAUCGACCGCAUCUUCCUGUGGGUUUUUGUCUUGGUGUGCAUCCUGGGAACCGCCGGCCUUUUCCUCCAGCCCCUUCUUCUUGGGGAAGACAUAUGA